AUGCCAGGACCGCCUAGCCCGACUGAGGUCGUCGAAUUUGUGCUCAGCAUACCCUUGGGAACAAACCCAUACCGCGCAACAGCUGAAUACGUGACAGUGUUUCUUCAGCCGUGUCCUCUUCCAACCUGGUCACACUAUGUAGAUCAUUGCUUUGCAGUGCUGUAUCUUGUAACGACUUGCUUAGCUUUAUACGUCAUCUACAUCAGGACUAAGACGACCGGGUUUUCCUUCUUCCGCCUGAACACGCUCGGAUUAAUAUGGAUUGAUCGCGCUUUUCAUUGCGGUUCAUGUUACGUGGCCCAUAGUCUAAGUUUGUCAGAUAAACGUACUCAAUUCGCCAUAGCCGAGAUUAUCUGCAAAGAUUUUGUCUUGGCCGGUCGGGUGAAUAUUUGCGCGAUGGCAAACUUACAAGUGAGAAAGAUGCUGACUGGAUUUUCACGUUCCGCCUCAGGAUUUGUAUGGAUGUGCAUUUGUCAUCGAGCAUAUUUAAAGUGGGGGCCUGUCGGGGUAUCCUCGAACACAUCAAAAUAUGGCAUUCCUUUCAACUUAGCCCCAAUUAUGAAUGCAUGUUUUGUGCUCGCGUUGAUAUGGACAAUAGCCCCGGUGACCUGGGCUUUCUCUAGACUUACUAUUGAAUACAACUCUCUCAACGGUAGUUCAAGAAGCGUGAUACGACAGCUUCUGGAUUUAGCUUUGACCUACUCUCCAACGACUUAUAAUUCCUUGCAGUUGCUAAAUAUCAUGCUUCCUUUGAAAGAGUCUCUCAAACACACCGCUCAGAUAGUGCGCUUUACUCGACUUGGAAGUAUCUUCUAUAUGGCGAACACCAUGAUCUUAGUCUUGGUAUACAUCCCAUUUGUCUUUCUUAUAGCAAGAGACUUACGGCACAAAACGGAUAGGGAUAUUAUACUUCUAAGGCAGCAAGAGCAAAUGCUAAUGCAAGCUAUCCUGCACAUCACAAUGAGUUUCUUGACUAUCCCCGUUCUCCUUUACCUGGGUUUACAUGGUGCAAUGUUGAUUGCUGGUUUCCUUAUGCAUCAGACAAGGUUAUUCCAUAGCAUAAAUAGCGUCACAGAGAUUGGUAUGACAGAAAUGAUUAAAGAAGAGAUUUGA
Melampsora larici-populina 98AG31 is the source of this 1113-nucleotide messenger RNA. RefSeq lists its product as uncharacterized. The transcript has 11 exons. Bases 1 to 1113 code for a protein of 370 amino acids. NCBI's taxonomy places the organism in Eukaryota, Fungi, Basidiomycota, Pucciniomycetes, Pucciniales, Melampsoraceae. The record is from RefSeq and is a predicted model, not a curated record.